AUGCCAGGAAAUGUUCAAAAUACAGGCUUAUUGUUUAAAAAGUCAGACACGACUAGUGAAUCGGAUAUACAAACUACUAUGUCGAGGGGUAGUAUGAUGAUGGCAGCGAUCCAUGAUGAAUACUCAGAUCUAGAAGAAGAGGAAGAAGAGAAUCAGAAACCUAUAGAUCAACCUCUUUAUGGAGAAGAACUUAAUAGUGAUAGAUCUGACAAUUUCCAGAAGUAUGGUAUUGGGGCAAAAUUAUUAAUGAAGAUGGGGUAUCAAAAAGGAAAAGGUCUAGGGGUAAAUCAGGAAGGAAUAAUAAAUCCCAUUGAAACCAAGCUACGGCCUAAAGGAUUAGGUGUCGGGGCAGUCAAAGAGAAAGUGCAAAGUAACUAUUCAGAUAGCGACGAGGACGAAUUGGGUAUAGAUUUUAAAAACAAAUCUGUAAAGGUGACAGCAUCUUCUUUAUCAGAUAAAUUGUAUGAUACAAUCAUGAAGUUUGAGAAACUAAACAUAAAUUUGCCUUCACAUAUUAGAAUUUUUUUGGAUCAGAGAUUAUCAUUGCUGGAUGAACUAUUCAUUCUGAAAGCAGAAGCUGUUCUUGCGAGUUUAAAUGAUAUCUAUGGAGAAGUAACUAAAAUCAUUGAUCGAGAGAAUAUCGUGGAAUAUCUGAUAGGAGAACUCGAGAAAGCAAACGAGUCAACUACAAUAGAAAACUUGCAAAAGAUAAAACAGAUAUUAAAGAACGCUUCAAGUAAUGAGAUAACAAGUGAAGAAGCAUCAAAAGCGUUAUUAACAAAUUUCCCCCUGGAAGCCAGUGCAGCUUUGGCAUACCUUUCAUUGAAAAGAGACCAACUAGAACGGUUGACAGAUGCUUCAUUUUUUGAUUUACUGUACCAAAAAGAGAAAGCGAUUCCCACUUUGCAUAGUAUUAGAAACGAAUUCCUGCAAUUUGGCGCUGAAUCCUCAACAGCACAUUUAGAUAAAUACUUGUACAACAAGUAUUCGAAAAUUAUCAAAAAAAUACUAUAUUACGAUUCAGUGGAUGAAGAAGAAGAGGAUAAACAUAAAGAUAUACUGAAUCAUGAAGUCUUGUUAUCUGUCCUAUCAUCGUGGGCGAGCAAUCCAAUAUUUGUAUUCCAAGAAAAGCGAAUGACUCAACUUGCAACAAAUAUAAUAGUUCCGUAUUUGAGAUCAGAGUUUAACAUAAUUGAUAAUGAGAACAGAUCAAUUUGCAAUCUUCCUGAAUACUUAUUAGAUUUUAUAGCAAUCUUUUGUAACGAUGAAUUGGGUAUUUUUGAACAAGUCUUUUUGGAAUAUGUGGAUAGAUACCAAAACUUUCUUGAUUUUGAAGUUCAUGGUUCUUUGUGGGAUUUUCUGACCCUGAAAAGACAAAUGGAGCAAGCAAUCAGCAUUAUCAACGAAUUUAACAAUAAUUGGGCACCAACAGUUACCAAGUUUCUACCGAGAAAAGUCGAAACGUUUUACAACACUUUUUUCAGAUCAUUUACCAAAUGGCUAGAAGUUCUCCUGUUUGAUGGCGCAAAUGACAUCGCAAGAAUUGAUAAUGCCUUUUUAUUGUUCAAAUAUGUCGAGGGCAAAGAUUUAUUAUUUUUACUACAAUUUCGGAUUUUCAAUCCGUGGUUGCAAAGGUUGCUUCAAACAUUCGUCAAUGAACCACAAAGUGUUCCCAAAUGGUAUAGUUUCUGGUACUCAUAUUUUGCUAAUAAGCUACAAGAAUGCAAUAAUGUCACCUCAGAAACCAUUAAUUGGUAUUUGAACAAAGCCUUGGAUAUGAUUGAAGCAAAGUUCGAUUCAGCUGUAUGCGAAUCUGUCCCUAAGUUGAAUGGUAGUAUGCUACCAGAUUGUGAGGUAUUAAUAAGCAAUUCUAGAAACGUAAAGGUAAAUGUGAAUGGGAUACCAUCUUAUCAACUAAGCACUUCAUUUAAAGAUGUUGUUGCCCAGUUUUGUUUACAAAAUAACAUAUUAAUGAAACCUUUAAAAAAUGAACUACUGUUACAAAAGGGGUUCCCCGUAUAUCAGUUUAAUCAGAAUGACUUACUGAACAAAAAAAUUUAUGGAUAUAUUGACGAUGAUGUGUUAUGGGUGGGAAAAGUUGACGACGAGGAAUUCGUGCCAAUCAAUCUAGAAAAUUUGACUAGUUGCAUACAAUAA
This is a messenger RNA of Candida dubliniensis CD36, 2157 nucleotides long. Its product is annotated as mRNA splicing protein. Bases 1 to 2157 code for a protein of 718 amino acids. Lineage: Eukaryota; Fungi; Ascomycota; Pichiomycetes; Serinales; Debaryomycetaceae. The transcript has a single exon. Gene Ontology annotation, molecular function: nucleic acid binding. Gene Ontology annotation, cellular component: U2-type post-mRNA release spliceosomal complex. The record is from RefSeq and is a predicted model, not a curated record. Gene Ontology annotation, biological process: spliceosomal complex disassembly.